Molecule: messenger RNA, 3199 nt
Organism: Macrobrachium nipponense
Lineage: Eukaryota; Metazoa; Arthropoda; Malacostraca; Decapoda; Palaemonidae
Product: glutamate receptor ionotropic, delta-1-like
Exons: 8
Coding region: 53-1534 (493 amino acids)
Cellular component (GO): membrane
Molecular function (GO): ligand-gated monoatomic ion channel activity
Source: RefSeq, a predicted model, not a curated record
GCGCCUUAGUAACAAAGACGUGGAUUCCUUCUCUUCUCACUGGGUGUUCACUAUGCUGAAGACGCUGGUCGUUGUGCCCAGUCGGGACAAAGAUCAAAAAAGAUGGGAAAUGUACAUAAGUUUACCGUACAGCGCAUCGAGCAGUCAUUUGAUAAACGCUGCCACCUGGAGUGCUGCAAAAGGACUCGUUCUCUCUGCCAACGGGACUCUAUUUCCCGACAAAUUCUCCAACUUCUUCGGCUCCUCUGUCAACAUCACGGCGUUGCCCUACAAACCUUACUGGACUAAGGACGAAUACCCUGACGGAAGGGUCACCUACUCUGGAGCGGAUCGCCUGAUGCUGGAGGCUAUGGCUCAGGCGCUGAACUUCUCAAUUUAUGUGAUGCCUGUGGAGUCGUGGGAUGAGGUCCUCCAACGGGUAUCAGACCGCACGUCCAUGGUUGCAUCUGUCGUCCACAUGGUCCUGCCCCAGAGGCUGCAGAGGGUGGAUUUCACUCGCACCUACGAGCACGGCAUCAACAUCGCCUUCAGCAUGGCCAAGCCGGUCCUGGAACCUCAGUGGCAGAGCCUCUACUACCCUCUGAAGGGCCUCGUUUGGCUCUGUGUCUUAGUGGCUCUUGUCAUCACAAUUGUCUGUUUCAUACUGAUCAUCAUGGUCUCAAUAGAGGAUCACCCGGAGAAGACGUCGCUUUACGGCUUAGUCUUCAUGGACGUCGUCGGCACCCUGCUGGGGCAGACGCUGACCCUCAAGCUGCCCAUGAUCGCUUCCACCAGGAUCAUCCUGUUGUCCUGGCUCGUCUUCACCUUCAUCGUCACUAACCUCUACAGGAGCAACCUCAUGGCUUUUCUCAUCGCUCCUCGAUACCCGCCGAGGCCCGAGUCCCUGGAACAGAUGGUGAAAGUUGCCAAACGGGUAACGAUGCCUUCCUAUGGGGCGGAAUUCCGCGACUACUUGAAGAAUUCUGAAUUCGAGUCCUUCAGGGCCCUGGGGUCUAUGCUGGAUGUUGGAGUCAGUGUCACGGAAGGUCUCAAUCAGGCGCUGGAAGGCAGGCAGUGCCACAUAGACGGCACCCGAUAUUUAGAACAGCAGAUUGCAGAGCACUUCACAGAAGCAAACGGGGAUUCAAGGUUGUACGUAGGGCGCGAGGGCGUCCUCCCUGGACUAAACGCCUGGCCCAUUCCCCAUGACGCCCCUUACAGAGAGAACUUUGAUGCUGUCAUCUUAGCUAUCAUAGAGGGGGGACUUUACAACAAGUGGAUGAAGGAUAUGUUGGACCAAGCGAGAACAGAAGGUCGCCAACGGAAGCGAGAAAAAAUCCAACAGCUGCUGUCUGAACAAAAGACGGUAGAAGAAGUCCCGUCAGACUCGGGGAACAGUAACGAGGCCAAGCCCCUGACUAUCAUUCACCUUCAGGGACCACUUAUACUCGUGUUGCUGGGAGCUGCUGCCGGGUUUAUUGUCUUUCUCUUUGAAGUCCUCUCGAACUACCUUUCGCCAAAGCAGGGAGCUGGAAGCGGUGUACUACAGAUGUAAGAGCGAUCUCUCAUUUAGAGCUCAGCGCACUGACAGAACUUAACUGUCGUGGCGGCUUUGUUGCUGCAUUGAAAAAUACUGUCGUUCAAGUCACUUUUGAAAUACAUUUAGAUGACUCCAACUAAAACUGAGCUUUUCUGAAAACUUGAUUGCUGGAAAUUCGUCGCAAGUAUUAAAAGCUUUGGCCUGUGAUUUUCCUGGAACUAAAUUUCGUGAUCCGCAUUCAGCUGAAGGAGUUAUUCAUUAAUAAACAGAAACUUAAAUCCGACGCUCAUUAUGGUAUUAGGAAGACUUUUCUCAGUUGUACAAAAAGGUCUAAGAUUGUAAUUGCGUUCAUAUCUACUAAAAGACUUUGAUAUUAUAUGUGUCCCUGCCCGCUUCAUAAGUAUUGGUACUCAAGUUUUAAGUGUCCCAGAGAACUGAAGAUGUAUUAGGUAGAACACUCGUAUAUCAAAUGUAUUCAUAUAUCAUAUAUUAGCAAAUAAAGAGAGUGAAAAUGACACCGAAGCUCUCGAUUAAAUUUUUAGUGUUUUAAGUAUUUCUCCCGUCAGCAGUUUUGAAAGUAAAGAAGUUCUUUGGUGGUAAAUUGCAAGAUACGUGGAAAGCUUCCGUGGAAGAAGGUUAAAGUUUAAAUUGUUUUGAACCCUUGUUUUCCCAUCAAUGUUUUAUUGAUUUUGGUUCCUUAUAAAGCCUUGGUUGCUCGAAUUUUGUCGCUUUAAUGAAAGCUUUGGGAAAGUUUAUAAGUAUUCAUUUCCAGCCCUUAUUAAUCGUGAUUUGUUUGUUUGUAUGGUGUUUUUACGUUGCAUGGAAUCAUUGGUUAUUCAGCAACGGGACCAACGGCUUUACGUGACUUCCGAACCACGUCGAGAGUGAACUUCUGUAAUGGGAAAAAUAUUCCUUUAAUUAUUAGUGAUUUAUUUAGGAAUUGAUUCGUCCUCCUCCUCUAAUAUCUUUACACUACUGUUGUAAGAGUGAUUGGAACUGUGAAAUGUUUUUGUUGUGGACACGAGUGCAUGGCAGUGUAGCCAGUCCCUUGUUUUGUUUUUUCUCUCACUUUGAGUAUGGGAGCGCUGCCCUGAAUCUUUCGUCUGCCUUUGGUAACACUAGAAAGAACAUGUAAGAAUCACGAAUGCUCUCGCGUGAGAACGACGUCAGCCGGUCCACCCUUCAAUGUGGCUAUUUUACCAAAUUAUUAAUACAAAUGAUUAUCUAUCCCUUGCAAGGGAUCUAGUCCAGGAGUUCUGAAGACUAGGUAAAUUAACCAAGUCCAGGAGACUAGGCCUGGGAGAAAUUUGGCAUGAUGUAAUGAGUAAUAAAGAAACAAGCUGAGUACCAGGAAUUUUCUUCAAUACCCCUAAAAUGGAAAUCAGCACUUCAGUUGCCUCCCUGUGAGAAGACAUCACCUGGCCUCAUCAGUAAUAAGACCCAUACACACAUGGAAUAUCAUGUAAUAGCAGGUAGGACAGGCCUACCCUAAGUCCCAGGCAGCGUAAACGUCAUUAGUCUUCAUACCCACCGUGUCAACUAUGACACAGUACCAUUCUCCGACCCCUGUCCCCAGGCAAGAAGACUGACAACAGUGCAUAUGUACAGUAGUAUUAUUAUCUUUGUAUAUGUAUAGUACCUAGCAUUAUUAUUAUCGUAUCAUAAUGUCAUGGUGAGGGA